Messenger RNA from Schistocerca americana (American grasshopper), 1317 nucleotides. Its product is annotated as thioredoxin domain-containing protein 12-like. The transcript is spliced from 3 exons. Bases 772 to 1191 code for a protein of 139 amino acids. Gene Ontology annotation, cellular component: endoplasmic reticulum. The record is from RefSeq and is a predicted model, not a curated record. NCBI's taxonomy places the organism in Eukaryota, Metazoa, Arthropoda, Insecta, Orthoptera, Acrididae.
GAAAAUCCCCGACCCAGCCAGGAAUUGAACCCAGGCCCUUAGGACGGCAAUUCGUCAUGCUGACCAUUCAGCUAUCGGGGUGGUGAUGGAGAAUGAUGCCUUGUCACUAAAAAGAACAUCUGAGAAGAAAGUAGGAUCAGUCAGAAGUUGUUGUGAGCCCACUGACAAAAUUGAUCCCUAUUGUUGAAGUCAUUUCCAUGAAGUUCUUGGUGUAAAUGAACAUAGUAAGGAUGAAACUUAUGGCAUUGAAGAAUGUGAUGUGCACUUAUUUUCAAAACAACUACUUCAUGUUGAAUUCAUCAUGUGCUGACUUGAGGAUUCACAUCUGCAGCAGCGAGCACAGCGACUUAACAGCUUUGUCUGUUCAAGUUCUAAAACAGUUUUUAGAACUUGUAUUUAAGCUUCCUGUUUUACGUAGAUGAUAAAUGAGAUCAUUGAACGUUCAGCAAGAAGGCGAUGGGUUGUCAGGGAGUCAUCUGCUGUAUAGUAUUUGUGCCUGAAAAGAAUUUUGCCUGCCCACAGCAAAUUACAGUUCAGGUAUGUACAGUAGUGUGCAACAUAGACGUAAUAACAUAAUAAUCACAAUGUUCUGUAACAGUAGUGAACGUAAAAAUGCAAGUUACUAAAUCAUUUCUUAUGAACGUAUUUCCUCCGUAGAUGAGCAGCAUUUCUACCUUAUCAGUAUGCGUGUGCAUCAUACACCUUUACACAACAAAAACUGUAUUCACAAUGUGUACUACCGCCAGAGCAGCUACUAAGUUACUCUGAUGCAUGACAACACUGGUUUGCAGUGUACUAUACACUAAACCAACAACAAAUGAGGUGCGUGGGGGAGAGAAGAGUACCUGUGCUGACAUGAACCCACACCUCUACUGCAGCACUACAACAGCUUUGAAACCUCAGUUUGCAGAGUCCAAAGAAAUAGAAGAAUUGAGCAGCAAUUUUGUGAUGGUAAAUGUUGGUGAUGAUGAUAAAGUGGUAGGCAGUUCAUUUGCCCCAGAUGGAGAAUAUAUUCCACGCAUCAUUUUCAUGAGUCCAGAUGGUGAAGUGAGGCCAGAGUUUUAUAAUGAGGGAGGCAGUGAAGCAUAUAAGUAUUUCUAUUCUGAUAUUUCGAAUAUAAUAACUACAAUGAAGAAAGUCCAGAGGGCAUAUAAAAAGAAACUCAAAUCAAAAGACACGACAGAACUUUAAGAAGGAUGCAUGAUGCUUCUUUUCUAGUCACUUAUAUAUAUUUAUCACAGAAGCUUGAGAUUUCUAUGAAUUAUUUAGGUACUCAUGCACUGUUUUGUGAAAAUAUUGUAGUUAAUUCUCUUGUCA